Molecule: messenger RNA, 651 nt
Organism: Clupea harengus (Atlantic herring)
Lineage: Eukaryota; Metazoa; Chordata; Actinopteri; Clupeiformes; Clupeidae
Product: hatching enzyme 1.2-like
Exons: 5
Coding region: 1-651 (216 amino acids)
Biological process (GO): proteolysis
Molecular function (GO): zinc ion binding; metalloendopeptidase activity
Source: RefSeq, a predicted model, not a curated record
AUGGACCUCAGAGCCUCCAUCUCCCUUCUUGUGCUGCUGCUUGGCCUGUCCAAGGCUCUGCCUGUCAUGGAGGACAGUGAUGAAAAUGAAAUUUUUCUAGAGGAGUCUGACAGUGUGGACUUAACUACACAGAUUCUGUCAACCAAUAAUGCCUCCAGUGAGCUUCUAGUGGAAGGAGAUCUUGUUGUGCCAAGAACCAGGAAUGCUAUGGCUUGCUGGAACAACCAAUGCUUAUGGAAGAAGUCUUCUAAUGGAAAAGUUGAGGUCCCCUACACAGUCAACUCUCAGUUUUCAUCCUCUGAUAAGAGUAAAAUUCAAAAUGCCAUGGCAACCUUCAACAGAAAAACCUGUGUACAGUUUGUUGCUCGCUCAACUCAGAGGGACUACAUCAGCAUUGAGAACAGAGAUGGGUGCUUCUCCAGCCUUGGGAGGACAGGAGGCAAACAGGUGGUCUCCCUCCAAAAGAGAGGUUGUGUUUACCACGGCAUCAUCCAGCAUGAACUCAACCAUGCUCUGGGCUUCUACCAUGAGCAAACCAGGAGUGACAGAGACAAGUAUGUGAAAAUCAACUGGAAUUACAUCAACUCACGUAAGCUGCAUUCCCUACCUUCAAUUCUUACUCAGACCGACAGAAAUGAAUGUAGACCUUGA